UUGCGCUCAUUGGACGCCCCCAUCCGCGUCUCGCCAUCGCCAGCGCCGGCGCCGCGCCGAAGGUGGCCACCGGUCCUCUCGGGUCCGAAAUCUCGGGCCCUCGUGCGUUCGGACAUCCGCCAGCCUCCCUCCCGCCAUUCCAUUCCUCGACGCGAUUCGUGCCCUUACAUUGGCUUCGUGCUCGAGCGCCCAUUCUGCGGUGGCAUCGAUCGAUCGGCAGCAUGCGCCAUGGCUUCCCCGGUUUGGAGUCCGUUUCUUCGGCGCGAGGCACGCAGUUGACGAACGGAACGCCCCAGGGUCGUUGCGAGGAGCACGCGAGGCCCUGUCCCGUCCUUCGAGCAGUGGCGCAAUGCUUGGGCUCGAUGACUGUGCCUGUCGCAGAGGCUGAAUGCGUUGCGAUGGACGUUAGUGAGAGCACCUCGUAACUAUUUCGUUGAGUUUUGGCAUCUCGACCAUAUAUUACAUCACAUCUAUUUUCUGCGAUACGGGUAUUCUGGGUUGGAACAUUGAACUGACGUUCAAGUUGGAGAGAUCUCUCGUCUCUCCAUAGGUCGCGAAGGGUGUGCCUUACAUCGAAAAGAGCGUUGACGAAUUCUAGUAGUGGGCGAUCUUUUCUCAGAGUUUAAGUGGGGGUACACUAAAUUUUAAACUAUCCGUGUGUACUGAGGUAUUAGAUUGCACGUGAAUGCAAGCUACAUGAAGAGCAACUACAUCAUUCGCGUGCUGAACUUCUGGCUAAUUUUACGUCCGUCGUUAAUAUGUUCUCUCAUUCGGUAAAUCAGCUCUUGCGUGCACCAAUGUAGCCUUAGUAAACUGUUCCCACCAUCAGAUGCUCCUAAAACGCUUCCAAGAAGAUAAUCCGCCGCUACGGGACGCGAUACAUCUGUAGCGUCUCGAGCAAAUUCUGGAGCCAAGCAAGAACUUGGUAGGAAAUCGAAUGAUACGUGAGAGACCUGGAUAUUGAAAAUUGCUGUGGUAAGACACUGGCUUUAGUUGAAGCGUUUGACAAGACAUCUCCAACAACGGCUUGAGAGGGUGGAUUGGAAAAAAUGACCCAGCUUGCUCAUGAAGAGUAUCAGGAAACGAAGUGGCGAGGCAAACCUAGACACGUCUGGGGAAAUUACAAUAUGAGGCCCAGGGACGAAGAAAAUGUACCUCCAAACUUGGAUUACAAGGCUAUUGAGCAGAUUGCUGAUGGCGUUGAGAAAAUGAUACGGUCAUGGGGCAACGGACAAGAGAGAGAACCCUACCUUCCGCCUUGUAUGUCGAAGAAAGAUGUGGAGUCCUGUACUUCGUCACCAGCGGCCUGUUCGAUUAGAGGUCUGCAGAAGAACGGGCAGACAUCUUCGCCAGCUAUCAAAAGCCCUCUGAGCGAGAAAGGCAUUGCCGAAGAUGGCGGGUGCAAUUACAUGUGUCCAGUGCAGAUACAGGACGGUCCCGGUGGUGUUACCACUGAAAUAUCCAUCACUGGCAAAUGCCCAGCUGCAGGGAUCGGGUCGUCGUCCAUUAGUCAAAUUGUAAGAGCGGAAUCUAUCACCAACAAAGACACGCAUGCUGAGAAAAGCGUCACUAAGACAGCCACAUAUUGGUACAUGGAAUCUAGCAAUGGUAAUAAUCCAGCAGGGCGAGUUAACUCAAGACAAGCGGAGGAAAUCCCAGAAAGUACUGGGCGCACUGGAGGAUUCCGCAGUACCUUCAACCAGAGCUGUUACAAUGACAAUGUUCUUGGGCCGAGGUGCUGGAGCACGGAAGAUACGGAUGCGAGACCGGUGCUCAGGAGUGAAGGAGAUGAGCUAUUGUUAGGAAAUGAGGCAGGGGAGUCACCAAAUGCCACCCCGUUCGCUCCAACAGUUGAGACCAAAUUGAAGAAUUUCCACCGCAAAGAAACGAAGCACAGUAGAAAGAAAGAGACCUUAUCCUCAAAGAGUCUCUGCAAGGCAAAUCAAGAACUCAACGUACCGCUCAAUACAUCAGUCAUACUAGAGCAAGAGAGAGCAGUUCAACCUCGAAUGUUGCUGACACAGAUAAAACCGAAAGAUGGAGCGUUGGAGGUGCCUCCACUGCCGAGAGUGAACAUUGGGAACUUCGACGCGAUCUUUGACUCGAUUGUCAUUGACGAUGAAUUGCUGGAGAAGAAGUUGGCAGCUCUGACCACAAUGCCACCUACUCCUCUCGUGAAUCCUGCAGAACUGUCAGAAGAUCAGCGAAACAAACAGGUGCAAGAUUUGCAAAUAGCACUUCUGGAGUGUGCCAUGGAGUAUGAACUUAAGACGAUCGAGCUGAAAAUGAAAAUGAAGAGCUUGCAAACAACCUCUAAACAGUCAGAUCCAGAGUCAAAGUCGACUUCCGAGAAGACUCCAGAGCAGCAGAUGCUCUACUCCAAAAGCUCUAGAGAAUCGCAGAUAGUCGAGUCGAUGAAAAAACAAAUUUUCAAGCUUCAGCGGGAGAAAGCGGUUCUUACCAAGGAAUUUCUCCUUUUGCAGAAGAAAGAAAGGAAGUUCGAAACUCAGCAAAGAAGCCUGGACGAUGCAUUACUCAGGGUCAACCGUCUCACAAAGGAGGUGGUGAAGAAAGAACAUGAACUCAUGGAAGCUCAACUGAUAGAGAAACAAACCAUGGUUCAACUUCAAGAAACACAAGAAGCUCUGGCCAAAGCAGAAGCUAAACGAGUACCACCCAAUACAUCGGGCAUGGAGCCAGCCAAGCUCGUUGCUGCACUUCCUUCCCUCCGAGAAUGGAUCAGAACACUGAAAAAGGACAACAGCUACGAACCAAUAAUUUUCAAGAUGGUGGACGGUUAUUACAGCCCUGGAGAAGACCCGGACCACACGGAUGCAUUGAAGCCCAAGUCCGCAAACGAGACAGCUGCUGACGGUGCACAGAAGGUAGUUGAGCGUAUGGUACACACUUUGAUGAAAGAGGUUCAAGCAUUGCAGAGGGAGCUCGGCAGGCUUGGAGGCUGCCGGAGUUUGAAACCAAAACCUGCAUCAUUAUCAGGAGAGUUGUUGAAGGUCAAGCACUUGAAGAAAGAACACUCAAAAAAUUAGAAAUGUGAUUUGUGCAUCGCAGUUGCCGCCCCAAGGUGUCUGGGGAGGUCAGGAAAACAAACCGGGAAGAACUGCUGCAGCUGGUGGAUCUAACCCAAACGGCCAUAAACGGUUUUGCGCCUGCUAAGCCCUCGAGCAAGUAAGCCCUCUUCAUUAUUAAUCAUGCACAACCUUUCUCGCUAUCGAGUCUACAUGAGAUUGUCAGCUUGGCAAAUAUCUGCGUAACGUAGAAGUAGCCUAGAAAGAUUACCAUAGUUGGUUUCAGCUGCAAUUUUGUAGAUUCAUGCAACAUCUGUCCCUGUCUACAUGAAUCAACGCAUGAAGCAGAAAUAUCCACACCUGGUGAGACAUCGCAACAUCCGGCACAGGUGUACACCUCCGUACGAAACUUGACAGUUUUGGGACAUAUUGUACUUUUACUUCUUGCCUUCUCCAUGUCGCCAUGGAAUAAAAGUCCGCAUGAUUCACCAAAUAUCAGGAACUAGGAAUGUCUAGAAUGAUCUUGAGGGGAUCUUUAAGUACAUGUUUCAUGAUCGUAGCUCCUGAAUUUCAAGGAGCAGAGCCACAGACUUACAUGUGUACUGCGCUGGGAUCAGAGACAUGCCUGUUGUCAGACAUGUUACAGAUGCUGACGACUCUUUCAGGCGAUAAUACAUUCUCAAUGUUUUCCACGUUUAGCGUUUCUGGAACAGGUGACCAGAAGGGCAUGGAUCCUGUUAUUUCUCGCAAUUCUAUCCUUGUACCGGUGUCAAAAAAUCUCAAGUAUCACUCGCUUUCCAGACAUGACCUUGACAAUGCAGAAACUAAUGUUCAUCUGUAUAUCACUCUCCCGCGUACUCCCGCAGCUCAAACUAGACUAUAACAGACGUCUACACCAUAUAUGUGCCUCUUAGCACUAGAACUACCGGUUUGAUUGCAUCCGGAAUAUCUUAGAACUUAAAAACCUGGUGUUCGGAGUAUCCUGCACUCUUGAGAAGUCCCGUCAACUGUAAAGAGCAGCACAGUAAACGAG
This is a messenger RNA of Marchantia polymorpha subsp. ruderalis, 4059 nucleotides long. The record is from the annotation of a GenBank genome assembly. NCBI's taxonomy places the organism in Eukaryota, Viridiplantae, Streptophyta, Marchantiopsida, Marchantiales, Marchantiaceae.